Bolinopsis microptera is the source of this 1532-nucleotide messenger RNA. RefSeq lists its product as uncharacterized. Gene Ontology annotation, biological process: G protein-coupled receptor signaling pathway. Bases 62 to 1315 code for a protein of 417 amino acids. Gene Ontology annotation, molecular function: G protein-coupled receptor activity. The transcript is spliced from 3 exons. Gene Ontology annotation, cellular component: membrane. The record is from RefSeq and is a predicted model, not a curated record. NCBI's taxonomy places the organism in Eukaryota, Metazoa, Ctenophora, Tentaculata, Lobata, Bolinopsidae.
CAUUCCUUCGUUUGAGAGAUCAGAACAGUCAAAGCUCUAAUUCCACGUAGAAGCUAUUGCGAUGGCUGAAGGAUGGCUUAUUCCGAGGACGUUAACGCUCUGUUCUGGCGCGUACACAUUUAAUAAGAGCGCGAUAAUUAAGCUGGACAUAAAAGGGGACCAGCACACCUACAUCGCAGGUUUCACCUUCAUGCUGGGUCUACAAACAGUGCUGCUCAACAUGUACGUGUUAGGCUACUACAGGGAGAAGAGGGAGGGGGUAUUCCCCCUGUACUACUUCAUCACCACGCUCUGUAACAGUAUCCUGGGUCUGGAUGCUGUCAUCCACACCAUCCUCCUCCUCCUCUACGUGCUCUACUCCCCUGAAGACACCCCAGGGUCCCAGAAACUCUUCAACUACCUCAUAUUUGUUACCUACACGCUCACCUCCACUGCUAGGAACUCCAAGUUGGUCUACAAUACUAUUCUCAUAUCGAUGAGAGCAGUCAAGUACUGCAGUCCCACUCAUGUCUUCUCAAGGAGGACAAGCUCUGCUGUUAUCUUACUGUUCCCCAUUGGCUGGAUGCUGUUUUUGGCGGGAACUCUCGACUUCCAGUUCGCUCUUCCAGCAGAGGUAAACAUGCAACAGUACAUCUACUACCCAGAGCGAAACACUAAGAAAAAUAGUCUCAGGAUAGUGUCCAUAUGUAUCCUGUACGUCCUGCCUCUAGGCAUCAUACUCACCAGUCUGGCAGUGUGUCUCUACAAACAGAGACAGAAACACAGAGCGGACUACCUGCACAAACUCAAGGCAGAUCAAACUUACAGAGGUGUGGUCCAGCAGCCAACAUACGGUCAGAGCAAGGUUACAGAUGUGGCUCUGACGGCUCUGUUACUGGCAUGUUACCUGCCUUAUGUGGUCCUCAUGCUAAUCGAUGUUGCUUACCCUAAAUCCGACAAAAAGCCGAACUGCACCAUCUUGUUCAUUACGGGUGUAAUCCUGCCCUUCAUGAACUCUGCCUUCGAUCCGGUCAUCUUCAUCACUUAUAACGUGGAGAUGUCCGGCCGGAUUUCACUCCGGAUGCGCACAUUCUCCGGCUCGUGCUGUAACUUCAGAAGAAGGCACCCGGUUAACGUCCGGUUCGAUGUGGACCCUGGGAUACGGACGAUGACUUUGGGAAACAGCGAGAGGGCGAGGGGCAGCAUGUGCAUUAUGAAGAGAUGGGAAGACCCCGCUGUUAUCGAGUACAAGGAUUCGUCGGGCUCGGAGAGCGACAGCAGUUUGGAGAGCUUCGAGCACUAUGUAAAGAAACACAAAUCUAGAAGGUACAGAUAAGGCACAUGUUCCGUGUUAAAACAGCUACUGAGACAUGGCUUCAGACCAAGUCCUUCUCACCACGUUCAAACCGGGGUCGAGGGCAAGAGAGCAACAACUUCAAAGAUGGAAGGGAGUGAUGACUGUGAUAAUGAUGACUGUACAACAAUUUUACGAAAAGUCUGAAGUGAUUUGAUGAAUUAAUGAAUUAAUGUUAUCUAUAUAUAUAUUGUAAAAU